UUGGAUACAGUUACAUCUAUAAAUGGCGAUAGAAUUUUUACUGGAUGUACAAAUUUGGAAUCAAUCUCUCUUUUAUCACUAACUACCGUCAAACAAGAAUACACAGCGAUAUUUGAUGAUUGCCCUGCCUUGAAGAAGAUUUAUUUCGGUUCUCUUCCACCAAAUACUUUUAAUGAGAAGAUCUCUUUCAAGAAUGUCGAAAUUAUUCUUCCAGACCAACAAUCAUGGGAAAACUAUAAGGACCAGUGCGAAAAGGAUGAAACAGGAGAAUAUUUCUGGCAUGAUUUCGACACAAAAAUGAGAGAUCCAACUCCAACACCAGAACCACCAACAUUUACACCAACAAAGGUACCAACUCCAGUUCCACCACAAUCUCCAACACCAACAAUAGAUGAAGGGGGAGAUUCACAAGAGGUGAAGAAGUACAAGAACAUUUUGAUUGGUGUUUCAACUUCCAUGGGAUUGAUUAUCAUUAUUUUGGUCAUUGUCAUCAUUGUUCUUUGCUGCCAGAAGAAGAAAGAAGCGAAACUCACGAGUGUUCCAAGUUUGUUGUCACCACUUACUACAGUCGAUGAGCCUUUGACUUCAUUGACUUUCCGUAGUAAUAACCCUCUUUAA
This is a messenger RNA of Trichomonas vaginalis G3, 618 nucleotides long. Its product is annotated as leucine-rich repeats (6 copies)-containing protein. The transcript has a single exon. The record is from RefSeq and is a predicted model, not a curated record. Lineage: Eukaryota; Parabasalia; Trichomonadida; Trichomonadidae.